This is a messenger RNA of Myxocyprinus asiaticus (Chinese sucker), 2600 nucleotides long. RefSeq names its product tubulin tyrosine ligase-like family, member 2 (gene ttll2). The transcript has 2 exons. NCBI's taxonomy places the organism in Eukaryota, Metazoa, Chordata, Actinopteri, Cypriniformes, Catostomidae. Gene Ontology annotation, biological process: protein polyglutamylation; microtubule cytoskeleton organization. The record is from RefSeq and is a predicted model, not a curated record. The coding region runs from base 766 to 2583 and encodes 605 amino acids. Gene Ontology annotation, molecular function: tubulin-glutamic acid ligase activity; tubulin binding. Gene Ontology annotation, cellular component: cilium.
GUAAGACACUGAACAGCUUUAAAAAAAAAUGGCCGACAGUGGACACUCAAUGCAGUUUUCAUUCACUGAAAAUAUUUGCUUAUUAGAGGACCACAGUGCUUCAAAAUUGAUUCUAAUGAACAAAUCUAGUGAUUUUAACCCAAAUAACAAAAAACACACCACAUUUUGUUACCAUUGUUGAAGUCAAAGUCUUCAACAAAGUCUCAAAUCAAGCCCCUUUCAGCGCUCAACUGAAGCCCCCACUGGCUCAGCUGACAGUUAUUAUCCAUGGCAACAUAGAAUGUCAGUGAAAGUUAGCCUAUGGGUGUUUUGUCAUACAUUUUAGUCUUAAAUUAGACCGAUCUAGGUUUUUAUGCAACUGACUGAAAAAAUUAAGACCAACAUUUUAGACGACUAACUAGUAAGUCUAGUCUAAAACAGUUUUAUGCGACCGGCCCCUGGAUUCAACGGGGGUCUGAAACCAGGGCUCCCAUGCUACUAAUGCAACAUGCUUCUGGUCGCACCACAAAGAAGGGUAAACACACUGGAACCGAUGCAAAAAUGUCUGAUAGAAGAUGCCGCUUGUCAAUGAGUUGGCAUAAUGUGGCUGAUCCUAAGGUGUAACUUGUAAACUUAAAAAAUAAACCUUUGCUGCAACACACUCUGACAUAGUCAUCAACUGACAAAUGAAAAUUUCAGUCAAAUGGUUCAAUUGUCAUUUCAGAAAUCCAGUUUGCUGUAUUCUUGCUUGAUUUGAAUGGACACGGCUUUUUCCACACCUUCAAAAUGGAUCUUACACAUUCCUGUCUGUCAUACACUCCGUCAGAGCUUUCUCUAGUUUACACUGGGAUUUCUAUGGCUGAGGGGGAAUGUGGCUUUGCUCCCCUGGUGUUCCGACUACAUGGAGGAGCUCCGCAGGUUGUACGUGAGGUUCUCCUGGAACGUGGAUGGGAAGAGUAUGACGAACAGGAGCAUGAGGAUGGAGACUGGAACCUCUACUGGAGAACCUCCGCCUUCCGAAGCUCUGACUAUGAAAACAUCUUGCCUUGGCAGAGACUGAACCAUCAACCCAAAACGAUCCACAUCACGCGAAAGGACUGUUUGGUACGACAUUUGAGGAGAAUGAAAAGUGCUUACGGUACAACUGUGUAUGACUUCAGCCCGGCUGCUUUCAUCUUGCCUAAUGAAUACACAAAGUUUCUAGGGGUGUACACCAAGAAUUUUACAGCUGAUAGAGGGAAGUUUCGGUAUUGGAUUUGUAAACCAGUUGAUCUGUCAAGAGGACGAGGUAUUUUUCUCUUUGAUGAUAUUAAAGACUUGGCUUACGACUCUCCAGUGAUCAUACAGAGAUACAUCAGCAACCCUCUUCUCAUUUCAGGAUACAAGUUCGAUUUGCGUAUUUACGUCUGCGUAAAGAGCUUCUCACCUCUUGUAAUUUACAUGCACCAGGAAGGCUUGGUGCGUUUCGCGACAGAAAAAUACAACCUGGCCUCUUUAGACAAUCUAUACUCACAUCUGACGAACACCAGCAUCAAUAAGUUUGGAUUGUGCUACACUACAGAUAAAGAACGAGUUGGCCGUGGAUGCAAGUGGACGAUGAGCAAAUUUCGCUGCUUUCUUCACAACCAAGGCAUCAAUGAACAUCUCUUAUGGCAUAGGAUCACUAAUAUCAUCACGUUAACUCUGCUCACAGCCAUUCCUUCAGUUCCCUCCAGCCCCAACUGUCUUGAGCUGUUGGGGUUUGACAUCCUCAUUGACGCCAGCUUCAAGCCAUGGCUUUUAGAAGUGAACUACAGUCCUGCGCUUUCAUUGGAUUGCCCUGCAGACAUUACAGUCAAAAAAGGGCUGAUCAAUGACAUUAUAGACCUGAUGAACUACAGGAUGAAUGACAGUUUCAGACAGAAGGGAUACCACAGGAAGAGAUAUACAAGAGCAUGUUGUUCAGGUAGCCAUUAUUUACGGCCAAAAAUUGCCCCGGUGUUUUUGUUACCGAAGACUUUGCAUGCAACUCAGUCAGGCAAGAGAAGCUGGAGUCAAUCUGUGUUGAACUCUUCAAGUCCUGAAGUCACUUGGUUGUGCUCUGAGAAAGUCUGUGCUAGCAACUUUACAUGCCACAAUCACCGCAAUUCAAAAACCACUUCCAGUGGAUAUAAAAAGGAGCAUGCUCCUCAUAAGCAAAUGGUUGAUGUCUCUCAAAAAUCUGAGGUGGCAUCUGAUGAACUCGCUUCUCGUAACAGCACAAAGCGAUCACCUGUAUGCAAGUUACCUUCUCUCGAUGUCCAUAAACACAAGUCCCCAACUGUCCCAUGGAACCAUAAAACUCAGGACCGAAGUGUUCCUCCUUUUCGUGUUGGCGACUUCAUACUGACAUUUCCAUUUAAUGAGGCAACAUGGAAAGCCUCUCGGGAUGAAGUGGAUGUUAAGACUGUUGUGAAUGAGAUCCAUAAACUCACAAGUCGACUAGCUUCUUCUUUUAGUGAAAAAGAGAAGACGAAGACAGACGAAAGUCGGAUGGGUGGUACUGCCAGGGACAAAUUUGAGUCUUUGCUUUGGGGUCCAAAAAACCCACCUCUUCUCAGUGAAUGCUGCUCCUCAGGUUCAUAAAUCAAAUAAUGAUUUAA